Fusarium redolens is the source of this 822-nucleotide messenger RNA. RefSeq lists its product as uncharacterized. NCBI's taxonomy places the organism in Eukaryota, Fungi, Ascomycota, Sordariomycetes, Hypocreales, Nectriaceae. Bases 1 to 822 code for a protein of 273 amino acids. The transcript is spliced from 2 exons. The record is from RefSeq and is a predicted model, not a curated record.
AUGGAGUCCUCAUCCCCAGAGUCAAAGCCAGACAGAGCAGCCCGUGAAGCAGAAUACCAAGCCCUCUGGCAAGUCUGCGAUCGCGCAAGUCGCAAACACGAGUACAUCUACGCUGAUGACAGAAACAAGCGUGCGCUUCUCGAAGAUGCCUGUGCUUCUAUAAUGCAGAAGAGACGAAAGGUCGGCAAGGCCCCGUGCGGAAUUGACGUCCCCUCCAUGGUGAGCCUUCAUCUUCAGCGUGAAGUCACCGGUCGUCUUCUUGCGACUGCUCGUAUGGGUGUUGCGAGCCCUUCGCCUAAUGAGAUGCCGUAUAUGGGGAAUGGGCCUGCGGUCAAUGCGACGCAGAAUGCGUAUCCUGCUAACCCAAGUCCUUUCAACGGCAACCCGAAUCCCUUCAAUGGCACUCAGGCACCCUUCAGCGCAAUCCCGCAGCCUCAAGCUCGAGUGCCCCCCAUCUCCGCCCCAAACUUUAACUUCUCGAUCCCAAACAACAACGCCGUUCAUCAAGAACUCGCCAGUCAGCGAGAAGACAUGGACAAGGUGAUCAACACCCUUCGCGACUACGCCAGAAGGAUUGCCGCUCUCGAAAACAAACUCGAGACAGUCACGCAGGAGCGCGACGCUAUGAAGACUGGAACUUUUGACAUGAGCAAGUCGGCUUCCGUUCCUCCAACCAUGUUUCACUACCCCACAGAGGGCAUUGAGGGCUUCGAGGGAUUGCCUGGUGUCGCCUAUCCGCAGCCCAGACUUCUCACGCCUAGGAGUCAGACGCAGGGAAGGGAUGAGGACGAUAGGGAGGGGACGUAUCAGCCUGGGAUGUGA